GUAUAGGAGGUCUCCGUCAGAUCCUUAAAAAAAAGAGGUCUCCGUCAGACGAGCCGCGCCCCCCAUAGAAAUCUCGCCGCCCCUCCCCUCCUCCUCCUCCUCCGCCGCCGCCGCCGCCGUCUUCUGUCUGCCCCAUUCAUCCUGCUAGGCACAUCAGGGCUUCCAGAAUUGAUUCGCGUUCGGUGGGUCUUAGCUAGAGGUAAAAUUUGGAAUUGGAGGCAUACGGGAUCUGAUUCCGCUGCUGCAGUCAGGAUACUCGACUAGUGCCUCGCCCGGUUAAUUUGGCGAGGACGAUGAAUCGUGAGUUCGCCAACGUCAUAGUGCGCGGAUCAACCUCAAGCAGUAAAUUUUACUCGCUGCUCCGGGUCAACCUCAAGCAGCACCUCUUCCACCGCUCAGCAGCAGCAGCAGAAAAGGCGAGGCCAUCGACGAUCCCGAGCUUGGAGCCUCUGCCCGAGCACAAGAUCAACUUCUCGACGCCGCCAAACACGGAGGGCACAACGGACUUGCACUUCUUCUCCCUGCUGAAAGGGCAGGCAGAGGGCCGUGUCAUGUUCGCCGACCCUUGCGCCAAUCCCGUGAUGUACGACAUUGACAUGGACGCCGUCGUUGCCAUGCCGGAGACUAACUUCUGCAAACAGAGGGACUCAAUCUCCUUGUCCAUGACCAGGCCUGGGAGCCAAGACGACGAGCAGCACUAUGUCUUGAGCAAAGAACCGGAGAAUGUCUUGUUUGAGGUCUUGGAGUACGAGAGGAACGGCUCCGCCAGGGGUCCAUCCGCUGGGACUCAACGGAGGUGGCACUGGCAACAUCUGCCCUCGCCGCCGAUGCGUGGACCCUACCUGCAUGACCUCCACAUGAGAGCGGUCUUCCACCCCUCCGCGGCGGCGGUGGUCGAUGAGACGACUUUGUGUGUGUCGUCUGUGGAAGCCGGAGCCUAUGCCUUUGACACGGUGGAAGGUGAGUGGAGGCAGGCUGGAAGCUGGGCGCUGCCCUUCCAUGGCGCGGCCAAGUACGUCCCUGAACUCGGCCUCUGGUUUGGCUUCAAUGCUACCAUUGGCAACACCCACCACUGCCUGGGUGCCUUCGACCUGUCUUCCUGGCCGCCGGUGGAGCACCGCAGCUGGAACUAUCUCGAUCCGCUGCCCGACGAGUGGUCGACAUGGCAGAGGCACCUACUGAACCUUGGCUCAGGCAAGUUCUGCAUCGCCACCAGCUUUCAAAAUAUCGAGUGCCGCACACCAUGUAAUUCAGCAGGCUACCCUUUACACGGGCUAGAUGAUGAGAUGGUGGUCAAUGACCUUACCAUCUUGACAGGCGUCGAGGUUGUGCGCUGUGGCGACGGGCUCAAGAUGAUCAACCACAAGUCUAAACGCCUUGAAGGCAUUGAAAUCCACUGCGUGCUCUGACCCAAAACUCGUCUGUUUCUUCGGGACUAGAUGUGUGUGGGGUUCAUUUCUUCUCGGAUCGUAAUGAAAUUAUAUGCUAUGGCCAUGAACAAAACUUUGCAGGAUGCGCAUCUGUCCUCGUAUAUAAGAUUCUCUAUUCAGAUCUUAAAUGACUGAAUCAAAAUUAUCGAAAUUUUUUUUGCCUGUGCGCAGCUGGCAUUUUACUCAUUUAUUGUGAAUUUUGGGCCCUUGUGCUCACUGAUAGAUAUAUAAACUGAAGCCGGGGGUUUGAGCA
Triticum aestivum (bread wheat) is the source of this 1683-nucleotide messenger RNA. RefSeq lists its product as uncharacterized. NCBI's taxonomy places the organism in Eukaryota, Viridiplantae, Streptophyta, Magnoliopsida, Poales, Poaceae. The transcript has 2 exons. The record is from RefSeq and is a predicted model, not a curated record. The coding region runs from base 294 to 1409 and encodes 371 amino acids.